This is a messenger RNA of Penicillium arizonense, 1551 nucleotides long. RefSeq lists its product as uncharacterized. The record is from RefSeq and is a predicted model, not a curated record. The transcript has 6 exons. The annotation marks the transcript as partial. NCBI's taxonomy places the organism in Eukaryota, Fungi, Ascomycota, Eurotiomycetes, Eurotiales, Aspergillaceae.
UGGGGUGGGCCUAGAGGUGGAGAUAAGGUUUCCCAUGGGGGCAACAAUAUUGGGAAUGGGGAUGGUGGUGGGGUUAAUAUCAGCACCGGGGGUGGUGACAUUGGGGACAUCGGGGUUGGAGUUGGGGGUGGGAGUGGCUGUGACCCGGCGGCUUGUGACGCUAAAGUGACCAAUCAGGUUACUGUGACAACGGCAGUGGAUCUCCCAGCUUACUUGGACUUAUCCUUGGACAAACUACGCCAUCCUGCAUUUGUGUGCCAGCAGAUUGCGAUCCUCCUUCUUCUUCUUGUGACAGUCAAUUGCGCGUCCGGCCUGACUUGUUGCAAUGGAGCCUGCACCGAUCUUCAGAACACUCCCGGUAGCUGUGGCGCGUGUGGAAACAUUUGCGCAGCAGGUGAGAGUUGCUGCAAUGGAGCCUGCACCAACCUCCAGAACACUCCUAGCAACUGUGGAAGUUGUGGGAACACUUGCCCUGCUGAAUCGACUUGUUCAUCAGGCGCCUGCAUAUGCGCGAGUUUCCAGGAGCAGGCCACAUUCGACCUGGGGCCUGCGCCGAGGUCUGUAGCAUUGGGCGACUUUAACGGAGAUAGCUAUCUCGAUAUCGUGGCUGCGAAUACCGCCGACAAUUCAGUGAGCGUCUUGCUCGGGACUGGAUCAGGGAGCUUCCAGCCGCAGGCCACAUUCCCUGUGGGGUCCUUUCCGUACGGGGUUGCAGUGGGUGACUUCAAUGGAGAUAGCUAUCUCGAUAUCGUGGCUACGAAUAGCGACGGCAAUUCAGUGAGCGUCUUGCUCGGGACUGGAUCGGGGAACUUCCAGCCGCAGGCCACAUUCCCCGUCGGGUCCACUCCGCUUGGUGCUGCAGUGGGCGACUUCAACGAAGAUGGCUAUCUCGAUAUCGUGACUACGAAUGUCAACGGGGGUACAGUGAGCGUCUUGCUCGGGACUGGAUCAGGGAGCUUCCAGCCGCAGGCCACAUUCCCAGCGGGGUCCAGGCCGUUCGGUGUUGCAGUGGGCGACUUCAACGAAGAUGGCUAUCUCGAUAUUGUGGCUGCGAAUAACGACGGCAGUAAUUCAGUGAGCGUCUUGCUCGGGACUGGAUCAGGGAGCUUCCAGCCGCAGGCCACAUUCGGCGUGGGGCCCCAGCCGCUUGGUGUUGCAGUGGGUGAUUUCAACGGAGAUGGCUAUCUCGACAUCGUGGCUGCAAAUCAGGGCGGCAGUUCAGUGAGCGUCUUGCUGGGGACUGGAUCAGGGAGCUUCCAGCCGCAGGCCACAUUCCCCGUGGGGUCCUUUCCGUUCUUUGCUGCAGUAGGCGACUUGAACGGAGAUGGCUAUCUCGAUAUCGUGACUACGAAUAGCGGCGGCAGUUCAGUGAGCGUCUUGCUCGGGACUGGAUCGGGGAACUUCCAGCCGCAGGCCACAUUCCCCGUCGGGUCUUUUCCGCUUGGUGUUGCAGUCGGUAACUUGAACGGAGAUGGCUAUCUCGAUAUCGUGGCUACAAAUGCCAACGACGGUACCGUGAGUGUCUUGCUGGGGGGGGCCUGCGGUGCUUAA